Messenger RNA from Rhopilema esculentum, 6803 nucleotides. Its product is annotated as ATP-binding cassette sub-family C member 10. Gene Ontology annotation, molecular function: ATP hydrolysis activity; ABC-type transporter activity; ATP binding. Gene Ontology annotation, biological process: transmembrane transport. The record is from RefSeq and is a predicted model, not a curated record. Lineage: Eukaryota; Metazoa; Cnidaria; Scyphozoa; Rhizostomeae; Rhizostomatidae. Gene Ontology annotation, cellular component: membrane.
UCAUAAUUCCGCGAAGCAAAUAACAAUUUUAAAGCACAACAAAAUAAUGAAACAAAUUUUGCAUAACCUUUGCCCCAAAAUCUCAAUAUUACUCAAUAUUACUCAAUAUUACUCAAUAUUACUCAAUAUUACUCAAUAUUUCUCAAUAUUACUCAAUAUUACACAUAUUUCAUAUUCUCAUCUUUAACUGGACAUCCAUUUUGUUUAUGCUAAAUCUCCCUUCUAAAAAACUUUGUAAUAUUUUCCCAAAAUGGUUUCCAUAAUUCUGCAUGUUUUGUCGAAUGGUACCCAUAGUUCCGCACAUAUUUCAAAAACUGAUACCGAAAAUUCUGCACUUUUCAGAAAAAAGGUACUCUUAAAAAAAUGGCACGUCCCUGUAUUUUCAAACAUGUUAAGGUACCCCACUCCCCCCGGGGCUACGUGUAAAAAAUGGACCAAGUUACGGUAUUGCUCUUCCGAAACCUUUCCAUCAAAAGGUUUUCGAGGUUCAUGGUGCAAUCCAAUCACUAAAGCCUGGUUUCCAUAUAACUUUUAUGCGUCACCGACGAGUUAAAGUUGGAAAUACCCCAACAAGGUCACCGGCGAUGCUCUGCGAAAUUUGAAUCUAGUUCAACUUUCUUUUUUGUUCUCGGCGCGUUGAGGUAUUCUUCGUUGAGGUUGAGGUGAGGUGUAUAUUUGCUAAAUUUCUAUCGACUUUUCGCCGCAAAAAUUCCAUCGAUCGGAGUCCGUCGAGCAGUUUGCUAUUGUGACCUUUUCUUUAUUUACACACUUACAACUUUUCUCUGUCGACGAUGUCGGCCACUCUGUGUGAACACAUGACCCACACUAGCCAAUCAAAACCAUUUUCAAUCACCAUGCAAACUCUUUACGCGCGAUUUGUUGUCAAGAAAGGCUUUUUAGGAGGCCUGUCUUCAGAGACACGUAAAAGUGCCUCGAACAAAUUUACUUGUCGUUUUACAUGUCGUCGUUGCGUCAGCGACACGUAAAAGUUAUAUGGAUCAUUGGCGAUACUGAAGAAAAUCAUUGGCGGUGCAUCGCCGACGUGUCGCCGAGCGGAGCCCCGAAUCCGUUGGUACUACACAUGAAAGCGAGGCGACAACAUAGCACAGAAGUUCACAGAAGUGAAAUAAGGCAAAGUACCUCUGGAACGGAAAACCAGCAAAUUAAACUUGAAAUACACAAAGUUGUUUUAAAAAAAUUAUUCUGUUGAUAUGAGCUAGUGGUGUUAUGUAAUGAUCAAUCCUUUUUUGUGAGGAACUGUUAAGAUAAUGGCGGGUAUAAAGUACUUUUGUGGUAAGAAUAGCAACAGCUCACCAAGUUUUGUCGUCUGGAACAGCACAACAAAUAAAUUUGGAGAAUGUUUUGAAUGGCUAUGUUUGACAGGCAUCAGUCACUUAAUUUUUGCCAUAGCUUGUGCGUUUGUUUUUGGCAAAGUAAGUAGAAAGAGAGUAGGGCCGACACGAAGUGUAUCGAAGUUUGGUAUGUUCAGAGUAGCUGUCUGCUAUAUGAAUGCUGUGUGUGCACUUAUUGGUGUUAUUGUAGCAUACACUUUUGAAAAACACCACCCGCCUGCUUUUGUUCUCUCCAAGACAAUAACCUUCUCAACAUGGAUCCUGUGUGCCCUACUUUAUCAUAAGUUGACUGGUGUGAGAAAGCUGGCUGCUAUAACUUCAAAGCAAAUACUUUUACCAUUUCUUGUUGUUAUGGUUUCAUCAAGUAUUCAGCUUUAUGACCACCUGGAAAACAAUGUGAUAGUAUUCAAGAAACUUGCCAAUUGGUACACUGUGUCUUAUUUGACACUGAAUGUUAUUUUCUUGCUGAUAAUAGCAAUUAGCUUGUGUUUGACGAGAAAAAGUAAUUUGACAUUAGGAAGGCAGCUAUCAUCACUUAUAUCAGCUGGUAUUCAGCUACCCCCAGACUUUGAUUAUAACAGAGAAGGAUAUUGUGAAGAGGAUGCUUUGUUGGGUACACACAUUGACUCUUAUGAUUCAUGUAAUGUUGGUAGCCCUUCUCUUGUACGAGAAAGUGUUCUAGGUUGGGCAGAAGAAGAGGCCAAUUUUUUUUCAAAAAUUUUUUUCCAUUGGGUUAAUCCUCUGAUGAAAAAAGGAGACAAGACUCUUCUAAGGAGAGCAGAUGACCUUUUUCUUCUUCCAUUAAGCCUCGACACCAAAAUGAUCAAAGAAAUAUUCCAGAGUGUACUGAGAGUCCAAAAGUUGAGUUCUCAUUCAUCCUUCAAAAGAAAUUUAAAAAAUAGGAAUACAAAAAGAUGUGCUACGCUGGAACAUGGAAACGAAAUCAUCAGAAAGCCACUGAAUGUGUCAUUGACAAAAGCUCUUUUCAAAGCUUUUGGAAUGUUCUAUAUGACAGUUGGAAUACUGAAGUUUUUGGCAGACUGUUUAUCAUUUGUUGGACCAAUAUUAUUGAAUAACCUGGUAUCAUUUAUCGAAAAAAAGCAGGAGCCUGUGGAACAUGGAUAUUACUAUGCAUUUGGUUUGAUGAGCUCAACUUUAGUUGGUGCCCUAUUAAAUGCUCAAUUCACUUAUCAGGUUAACAAAGUGCGUUUGCAGUGCAGGGCAGCACUAGUAACAACUGUUUACGAAAAAGCACUCUCCGUAAGCUCAACCUCUUUGUCAGGUUUUUCUACGGGACAGGUCAUAAAUUUCAUGUCAACGGAUACAGACAGAAUAUUAAACUUUUGCAACAGCUUCCAUCAGUUCUGGAGUCUUCCAUUUCAAAUUGCUGUAUCACUCUACUUGCUUUAUCAACAGGUUGGUAUUGCCUUUCUUUCUGGUCUCGGAUUUGCUGUUAUUUUGAUCCCAAUAAAUCGAUGGAUAGCACUGAAAAUCAUGGAAUUCAGUCGCAAAAUGAUGGAUAAAAAAGACCAGCGUGUUAAGUUGAUCAGUGAAUGUCUUUUUGGCAUACGUAUGGUCAAAUUUUGUGCUUGGGAAGAUCAUUUUUUGAAAACCAUUGAGAAGAUAAGGGCAGGUGAGUUAAACUGCCUGAAAGGACGCAAGUAUUUGGAUGCACUUUGUGUUUACUUUUGGGCAACUACGCCAGUUCUGAUUUCCAUUUUAACAUUUGUAACGUACAUACUACUCGGAAACAAGUUGACAGCAGCAAAGGUCUUCACAAGUAUAGCAUUGUUCAAUAUCCUUAUCGCGCCACUGAAUGCUUUUCCCUGGGUCAUCAAUGGGCUGAUGGAAGCUUGGGUGUCCAUCAAAAGAAUUGAGAAGUUCAUGACUCUGCAAGAACUCAAUUUUGAAGAUUACUACUCUUCUUUAACUGAAGGUGUUCUAGAUGAAUCUGAUGGGAGUGUUUUGGAAGUUGACAGUGGAUUGUUCAGGUGGAAAGGUUGGAAGCCUGAUAGAACAAUGUCAGAAGAAGAGCCUGUCAAUCAAGAAUAUGACGUCAUAAAACAGCCGUUUCUGUUAGAGAAUAUCCAUUUACAAAUAAGAAAGGGGGAUUUAAUUGGUGUCAUUGGAAAAGUUGGUUCAGGUAAAAGCUCACUUUUAGCAGCAAUCACUGCUGAAAUGGAACGUUUAGAUGGAAAGGUCUACACUUCGGAUGAAAUCGAUGGUUUUGGUUUUGUCAAUCAAGAUCCUUGGAUUCAACACAUGACUAUUCGUGAAAACAUUCUGUUUGGAAAACCUUUUUACCAGAGGUUUUACCAAGAUGUGAUUGAGGCUUGUGCACUGAGGGAGGAUCUCGAUGCACUGCCUGAUGGGGACCUAACAGAGGUUGGUGAACAUGGUCAUACUUUAAGUGGAGGCCAAAAAGCAAGAAUUUCUCUCGCCAGGGCUGUAUACCAAAAUAAGUGUAUCUAUCUAAUGGACGAUCCAUUCGCAGCUGUCGACGCCCACGUUUCUCAACAUAUUCUGUCAAAGUGCAUGUUAGGAAUGCUAAAGAAAAAAACAAGAAUAAUCUGCACUCAUCACACAAAGUAUUUAUACGACGCUGACUUGAUUAUUGUUGUUGAUAAGGGAUCUAUAGUCAUGUCAGGAACUCCUGAUGAGAUUCUAAAUAGCAGUGAGAUCAGGCAGUUAUCUCUUGAAACAGAAGAUGAAACCCAUCACAAAGAUACUGACAAGGACCUCUAUCAAAGAGAAAGUAGCCCCCCAAAAAAGUCAAAAGAAAGUUUUAAAUCUGGUAAGCUUGUCGAUGAAGAGGAACGAGAGACUGGAAGUGUAGCUUUCAAUGUGUACAAAUCAUACUGGAGGGCUGUUGGGCACAUUCUCUCCGUUGCUGUUAUCAUUUUUCUACUUCUAAUGCAAGCAUCUCGAAAUAUCAGUGAUUGGUGGCUGGCGUACUGGAUAUCAGAGGAAAAAGAGAAGCUUAAUACGUCUUCUAGUCAGGUUCACGUCGAAGAUGACACGCGGUUUUAUAUUAUAGUUUAUGGAGCCUUAGCCGGUGCAAAUACAGUGUUCACGCUGUUCAGGGCAUUUCUGUUUGCAUACGGUGGUGUCAAAGCGGCAAAAGUGGUUCAUAAAAAGCUCCUGACAUCAAUUCUGAAAGCACCGAUAGUGUUUUUUGAUACGACACCGAUUGGAAGGAUUGUCAAUCGAUUUUCAACAGACGUGUACUCUGUAGACGACAGCUUGCCGUUUAUGCUAAACAUAUUUUUGGCACAAGCAUUUGGUGUUUUUGGGACAAUAGCUAUAACCUGCUAUGGAAUUCCUUGGUUCGCGGCUGUCCUGGUGCCACUUGGUGCGGUAUAUGUUUACACACAGAAUUAUUACAGAAAGACCUCAAGAGAGCUAAAGCGAAUUGUCUCCAUCUCGUUGUCGCCUAUUUAUGAGCAUUUUGCGGAGACGUUAUCGGGAUUGUCAACAAUUAGAGCAUUGAGGGAUGUUGCUCGUUUCACUGAAGACAAUGAGACAAAAUUAGAUGCAAGUCAAAGGGCAACUUUUUCAGGAUUUGUUGCAUCACAGUGGCUCAUGCUCAGGCUCCAGCUGAUUGGCGUCGUUAUGGUGACAAUGGUUUCCUUCUUGGCUGUUAUUGAGCAUCAUAUAAGCAGUGUUGACCCAGGUUUGGUUGGUUUAGCCAUAGCUUACGCAUUGUCAAUAACAGACCGAUUGUCAGGCUUGGUGACGUCAUUUACUGAAACUGAAAUGCAAAUGGUUAGCGUGGAAAGAGCACACCAGUAUAUCGAUGGGGCCCCGAAGGAAGAAGAGUUUCCGCAGACGAAACAUCUCAUGACGGUUGAUGACAGUUGGCCUCAGUCAGGAGCGAUUUUGUUCAAGGAUGUGACAUUAGUGUACAGGCCUGACUUGCCUCCCGCUUUGAAGAACCUUAAUCUACAAAUAAGAAGUGGCGAAAAGAUUGGAAUCUGUGGAAGAACCGGCUCUGGAAAAAGCAGUCUUUUUUCUGUCCUCUUCCGGAUGGUUCCAUUAGAAUCUGGUGCCAUUCGAAUAGAUGGUGUCAAUGCAAUAAACAUUCCGUUGAAAGUGUUGAGGUCCAAAAUAGCAAUUAUCCCACAAGAUCCUUUCUUAUUUGAUGGCUCUAUCCGGGAUAACAUCGACCCUCUAGAGAAACACACUGACUCAGAGAUAACCUAUAUGUUAGAAAAGUGUCACGUGCUAGAUUUGGUCACUAAUAUGGGCGGGUUGGACGGAAGUGUAGGAGAAAGAGGCCAGAAUCUUUCUGUUGGACAAAAGCAGCUAUUUACAUUGGCAAGGGCGUUACUUAGAAAUUCAAAGAUAAUAUGCAUUGAUGAAGCUACGGCCAACGUUGAUUUGGAGACAGAUAAGUUGAUACAACAGACAAUUAAAACUGAAUUGAAAAACAGCACCGUUCUGACUAUUUCUCACAGAAUGGAUACAAUUUUGGAGAGUGACAGGGUGAUAGUGAUGAGCAAGGGAAUUGUGGUCGAGUUUGAUGAUCCAGCUGUUCUAAUGUUGAACACCAAGUCCAUGUUCUACUCACUUGUCAAUGGAAUUUCUAAGUGAAAGGAAAAGCAGACAGACAUUAGUAAAAAAAGGGGGAAAUGUGUUCAAAUUUUCCAUUUUUUUCAAAGAAACCAUAAUUUUUUUUUGAAAUCCCAAAGCCUCACUACCAUUGUCCAUGACAGGAUAAAACCCGCCAUUUUGAACUAAAAUCGAAAUUAUUUAAAAGUGGUUGUGUCUCGGCAUUCUGGCCUUGAGAUUUGCUCUUCAAGUACUUGUUCCUAAAUGAAUCUUUUCCAUUACCUAUUUUUCAUGAAUGGGCAAAAAGUCUUUGAUUUUGUGAUUUCUACAAGCACUGUUCCCCUGAAAUAUGUAAACUAACUCCGUGGACAUAGAGCUUUGGGGCCUUAAAUAUAUAAUUAUGGCCUGAUAGUUUCUAUCAAUGCUUCUCAAAGUCCGCUUGAGGUUACCACUUAAACCUGAAAAAUAUUUGUCAACCUAGGGUUCUACUAUUAUGUACCCUGUACACAGUGCUCUGAACGUGAACCUUUGAGCUAUUGAAAAGGAAUUUUCCUUGCUCGUUGUGUUUUAUAUUACUCUGGUUUCUCCUUAAAUUUGAUAAAACGUUUUGCCCAUAACGUGGAUUUCCUCAUGAUGAAAUAAUAGGUUUAACUACAUUUUUUAGAUUCACUUUGUGCCAUAUAUGAUGUCACAGGGGUCUUUUUUAAACAUACCAGCUUGAUUGUGAUGUCAAAUUUUCCAUUUGAGAAAUAUGGGCUGCGUUUUAUUUCUUGAAAAGAAGUACUUGCCAUUAAAAUUUAUAAUGUGAAAAAUAAUUAUUUAUGAUGAGUUUCAAUCUUCUUGUCUUUUUGUUGUAGUUUCUCUGUAAAAAUGAAAACAAAACAUUUCAAACUCUUAGAA